Talaromyces proteolyticus is the source of this 1635-nucleotide messenger RNA. Its product is annotated as putative ferulic acid Esterase/Feruloyl esterase. Bases 1 to 1635 code for a protein of 544 amino acids. The record is from RefSeq and is a predicted model, not a curated record. Lineage: Eukaryota; Fungi; Ascomycota; Eurotiomycetes; Eurotiales; Trichocomaceae. The transcript has 13 exons.
AUGCUAUCUCUUUAUUAUUUUCUUGUGCUGAUAGGAGGAGUUGUACCACUUGUCGCUGCACAUUACCCGGAUCAUGAAAUCGACUUUCCAAGGCAUUGUGUCAAUUUCGGCGCGUCGCUGAACCUUCCCAACGUGACGGUGAAUUUCGCUGAACACGUGCCAGCAGGGACGAACUUGACUUUCUCUCAGGACUAUGGCCUGGACACAUGCCAACGCCCAUAUCAAGUCGUGUACACAAAUACCUGUCGCAUCGCUAUGAAUGUCACGACAUCAAACCGAUCCAGUCUUAUACUCGAGGCGUGGUUCCCAAAGAAUUGGACUGGCCGGUUCUUGAGUACUGGAAAUGGAGGCCAAUCAGGGUGUAUCCAGUACGAGGAUAUGGCCUAUGCAGGCGGACUAGGAUUUGCAUCAGUCGGCGCAAACAAUGGACAUAAUGGUACAGGCGGUCUGGCAUUCUUCCACAACCCCGAUGUUGUGAUCGACUUUUCAUGGCGCUCGAUGCAUACUGGCGUGGUCCUUGGCAAAGAAAUGACAAAGCUCUUCUACGGAAGGCCAUACACGAAAAGCUACUACCUGGGCUGCUCUACUGGUGGUCGACAGGGUUUGUACGCAGCGCAAGAAUUUCCUAAUGACUUCGACGGAAUACUAGCGGGGUCACCGGCAAUUGACCGAAAUGCCUUGGUAGCAUGGAACGGUCAUUUCUUUGGGAUUACGGGAAAUUCGACAUCAAAUACUUUUGUUUCUGCCGCUAAAUGGGCCACUGUUCAUACAGAGAUUCUGAGACAAUGCGAUGGCCUUGACGGUGUAUUAGAUGGUAUUAUCGAAGAUCCAACACUAUGCUAUCCUCGGCCAGAAGCAUUGCAAUGCGCUCCUGGCAUGAAUACUUCCUCAACGUGUCUCACGAGUGACCAGGUAUUGACUGUUAGGGCCGUACUGAGUGAUUAUAUUGGAGAAGAUCGACAACUUAUUUUCCCUCGGCUUCAGCCAGGUGCUGAGCUGGGAGCGUCAAAAUCUGUGUUAGGAGCUGCACUAAUCUUUAUUAAGGAUUGGUACAAAUACGUUGUGUAUCAAAAUGCUUCAUGGGAUCCCGCUAGCUUUAAUAUCAAAGAUGCUACUUAUUCAAUCGCACUAAAUCCGGCGAACAUUGCCACUUUUAAAGGCAAUCUCUCAGCCUUUCAAUCCGCUGGUGGGAAAGUGAUGGUUUACCACGGCCAACAAGACGAUGUAAUAACAUCUCCGAACACUGCACGUUAUUAUAACCACGUCUCCAAUGUGAUGGGUCUACCUAGCAAGGAUCUUGAUCCCUUUUUCCGCUUCUUUCGCGUUAGUGGGAUGGGUCAUUGUUCUAAGGGACCUGGAGCUUGGCAAAUUGGACAGACGUAUAUAGGGGCACAGGGAAACGCUGUGGACAGCCAACAUAACGUUCUGAUGCGAUUGGUCGAUUGGGUGGAGAAUGGGGACCGAGGUGCACCAGAGACUAUUACUGGGGUAAAAUAUGUCAAUGUAAACUACCCCGGAACAGAUACUAUUGCUCUUGGGGUUGAUUUUGUGAGGAAUCAUUGCCGUUAUCCGCUUAGAAAUAUUUGUGUGGAUGCUUCUGCACACAGAGACCCUAGAAGUUGGAGGUGUGAAUAA